This is a messenger RNA of Austrofundulus limnaeus, 1072 nucleotides long. Its product is annotated as fructose-1,6-bisphosphatase 1. The record is from RefSeq and is a predicted model, not a curated record. Gene Ontology annotation, biological process: fructose 6-phosphate metabolic process; fructose 1,6-bisphosphate metabolic process; gluconeogenesis. Gene Ontology annotation, molecular function: fructose 1,6-bisphosphate 1-phosphatase activity. Lineage: Eukaryota; Metazoa; Chordata; Actinopteri; Cyprinodontiformes; Rivulidae. Gene Ontology annotation, cellular component: cytosol; cytoplasm.
CUAUGGGAUCGCAGGCAACACAAACGUGACCGGAGACCAGGUGAAGAAGCUGGACAUCCUGUCCAACGACCUGGUCAUCAACAUGAUCAAGUCGUCCUUCACGUCCUGUGUGCUGGUGUCCGAGGAGAACGACCGAGCCAUCAUCGUGGAGCCUGACAGGCGGGGUAAAUAUAUCGUUUGCUUCGAUCCUCUGGACGGCUCCUCCAACAUCGACUGCCUCGUCUCCAUUGGAACCAUUUUUGCCAUCUACAGGAAGACCACAGAUGACGAGCCGUGUGAGAAGGACGCCCUGCAGCCUGGCAGGAACCUGGUGGCAGCGGGCUACGCCCUCUACGGCAGCGCCACCAUGAUCGUCCUCUCCACCGGUCAGGGAGUCAACUGCUUCAUGCUGGACCCGGCGCUCGGGGAGUUCAUCCUGGUGGACCGAGACGUGAAGAUCAAGAAGCGAGGAAAGAUCUACAGCCUGAACGAAGGCUACGCCAAAGACUUCGACCCGUCUGUGACAGAGUACCUGCAGAAGAAGAAGUUCCCUGAGGACGGCAGCCAGCCGUACGGAGCGCGCUACAUCGGCUCCAUGGUGGCAGACGUGCAUCGCACUCUGAUGUACGGAGGCAUCUUCUUAUACCCGGGCAACGUGAAGAACCCCCAGGGCAAGCUGCGGCUGCUGUAUGAAUGCAACCCGAUGGCCUUCAUCAUGGAGCAGGCGGGCGGCCUGGCCUCCACAGGCCUGCAGAACCUCCUGGACAUCCAGCCGGAGAACAUCCACCAGCGCGCUCCUGUGGCCAUGGGUUCUCCUGACGACGUCCAGGAGUUCAUCGCCAUCUGCCAGAAACACGCCAAGAACAAGUGAGACCGCCACGCCCGGCUCAGCCCGGUCCGACCCGGUCCCGUUCCAACCUGAAGACUUUCUCUGAAGCUGGAAGUUUGUUUUGUGUUGAAGGAGUCUUCAGAGAAAAGUGUUUUUCUAUCACAGAACUCUAAAUGUGAAACUUUCAGAUUUAUUAAAACAUUCCUGAAAACUACCAAAGAUUUAAACCGUGCCAAAAAAAUAAACAUCUACUUGAAUAAAAAU